Messenger RNA from Drosophila albomicans, 2877 nucleotides. It is a transcript of the gene Hnf4, whose product is annotated as transcription factor HNF-4 homolog. Gene Ontology annotation, cellular component: nucleus. Gene Ontology annotation, biological process: cell differentiation; regulation of transcription by RNA polymerase II; anatomical structure development. Gene Ontology annotation, molecular function: zinc ion binding; nuclear receptor activity; nuclear steroid receptor activity. The record is from RefSeq and is a predicted model, not a curated record. Lineage: Eukaryota; Metazoa; Arthropoda; Insecta; Diptera; Drosophilidae.
GUGUGCACGGGCUGCCAGCUCGAUCGCUCAGUGAAAAAUUUUUGUGUUGCCGUCGCUUCGUGUUUUCAUUAAUCAGUUGCACUAAAAUGGUGCGCAAGUCCGGUAGAGUUAAAAUUCCUACUAGUCGCGAUGUUGGCAGCAUUCUGUUGCGUGGCAGCAGCAGCAGCAGCAAAGGCGCCGACGGAGGUGGUGGGCGUGUUAAUGAUGGGGAGGCUACGGUCAGGCGACGUCAACGACAACGUAGACGUCGGGACAGCAGCGCCAGCAAUUCAGCUUCAAGUGAUGAAUCGGCUGAAAGUCAUAUUAUGCAUGCGGAAGCGUUACCCGUGGGGCAUCCUGCAGGAUCUCCCAUUGGACACGCGCUGAGUCCAAAUGGCGUCGGCUUGGGACUCAGCAACAGCAGCAACCAGAGCAGCGAGAAUUUUACGCUCUGCAAUGGCAACAGCAAUCCAAGCAGCAGUAGCAACAACAAUAAUAAUAAUAACAAUAUGUACUCACCAAACAAUAAUAGCGGAAAUGGCAGCAAUAACCAACAGCAACAGCAGCAACAACAACAACAGCAGCAGCAACAACAAUCACCAACUGUUUGCGCCAUUUGCGGAGAUCGCGCAACAGGUAAACACUAUGGAGCCUCAAGCUGUGAUGGAUGCAAAGGUUUCUUCAGACGCAGUGUGCGCAAAAAUCAUCAGUAUACCUGCAGAUUCUCGCGAAACUGUGGUGACAAGGAUAAGCGCAAUCAAUGUCGGUACUGUCGUCUGCGCAAAUGCUUCAAGGCGGGCAUGAAGAAGGAGGCGGUGCAGAAUGAACGUGAUCGCAUCAGCUGCCGUCGUACCUCCAACGAUGAUCCCGAUCCAGGCAAUGGACUCUCAGUCGUCUCUCUGGUUAAGGCAGAGAACGAGUCGCGACAGUCGAAAGCUGGCGCUGCGAUGGAACCGAACAUCAAUGAGGAUCUCUCCAACAAACAGUUUGCCAGUAUCAACGACGUCUGCGAGUCAAUGAAACAACAGCUUCUCACCCUCGUCGAAUGGGCCAAACAGAUACCGGCCUUCAAUGAACUGCAACUGGAUGAUCAGGUAGCUCUUCUUCGGGCCCAUGCCGGAGAGCAUCUACUGUUGGGUCUAUCACGUCGUUCGAUGCAUCUAAAAGAUGUACUGCUACUUAGCAACAACUGUGUCAUCACCAGACACUGUCCAGAUCCACAUGUCUCACCCAAUUUAGACAUUUCGCGGAUUGGUGCUCGCAUCAUUGAUGAACUGGUAGUUGUGAUGAAGGAUGUCGGCAUCGAUGACACAGAAUUCGCCUGCAUUAAGGCGCUGGUCUUCUUUGAUCCCAAUGCUAAGGGUCUCAACGAGCCACAUCGUAUCAAAUCGCUGCGCCAUCAGAUACUCAAUAAUUUAGAGGAUUACAUUUCGGAUCGACAGUACGAGUCACGCGGUCGCUUUGGCGAGAUCCUCCUAAUUUUGCCGGUGCUUCAAUCGAUCACCUGGCAGAUGAUCGAACAAAUCCAAUUCGCCAAAAUCUUUGGUGUCGCACACAUCGAUUCUCUGCUGCAGGAGAUGUUACUGGGUGGUGAACUGGCGGACAACUGUCCACUGUCGCCCCCCAAUCAGCCAAAUGAUUAUCAGAGUCCCACGCAUACCGGCAACUUAGAUGGUGGCCAGGUGAGCUCCACGCUCGAAACCUUGGCAACGGCAACCAGCGGUUCACAUGGCCUUGAUCUGGAUGUGCAGCACAUUCAGGCGCUCAUCGAGGCGAACAAUGCGGAGGACACAUUCCGUGCCUAUGCCAGUAGCAACACGUCCACCUCCACCACGAUCACCCCAGGUCUGCCCCCGACAGCUGCAGUGACGCCACCACUGAGCAGUGCUGCCUGCAGUCCCAAGUCACAGGAGAGCGUUUACAUGGACGCAGUGGUAGCACGGCAACAAUAUGGCAAUAUCCAGCAGCACAAGAGCCAACUCAUGCACAGUCCCCAGCGUGUGCAUCCCUACCAAAGAAUGCCCACUUCACCGGUGGAUGGCACCGCUAGUCUGGGCAUGCGCAAUCCUGCGGAUAUCACGCUCAACGAAUACAAUCGCAGUGAGGGAAGCAGCGCUGAUGAAAUGUUGCGCCGCACGCCGCUCAAGAUACGUCCCACAGAGCUGCUGACCCCCAGCUAUAAAAUGGAGCCAUGUCGCAUGACACUCAAACAGGAGCCCGAAACGGGCUAUUAACUGGUGCAAUAAGCUUAGCUACCGUAAAACUACUCCACCUCCAGUCCCCUCUCCCCCUUCAUUAACUCGCUUACUGUCUCCCAAGCCCGGUUUUCCCUCCAAUGAUAAUCAGAGCCCCUCUUGCUAACUGCUAAGUGCCUAAAUACAAAGCUUACUUAAUUGUUAUUGCCUUGAACUUUUUGAUACCUUUUUACUAGAUCUUAAGUAGGUAUUUUGGAAAUUGUUGCUUAAUAUGUAAACACACAAUUGCAAUCUAUUUUUGUAUUUGAUUAUGCGAAGUGAAAUGAUUUGAUUUGAAUUAAAUUGAAGUGAAGUAAGUGAACAGAAACGAAGUGAAAAGAUAUGUAUGUAAAGUCAGAUGAUUUGCUCAAAAUAUUAUGCUAUAAGUACUAUAUAUAUGUACGUAGUACGUACAGUCAGUUUGUUGGUUAUCUAUAUUUUAAUAUACAGACAUAUACAUAUAUUAUAUACAAUUGCAUAUUAGAGAUAUGUGUAUGCAUAUAUUUUUCAUAUAUGCAAUACUUUGUUUUAGGUUAGGGUGUUGUUUAGUAGCGUAAAAUCUAUUAUAUGAGUAUAUUUAAUACUUAGCUGAUCAAUGAUGAAGAAUUAUUUUUAUAUGAAUAUAUCUAUGUAUAAAAUACAAAUUAAUUUAAUAUGGCUGAGU